Molecule: messenger RNA, 3096 nt
Organism: Drosophila subpulchrella
Lineage: Eukaryota; Metazoa; Arthropoda; Insecta; Diptera; Drosophilidae
Gene: Itgbn
Product: integrin beta-nu
Exons: 6
Coding region: 65-2482 (805 amino acids)
Biological process (GO): cell migration; cell adhesion mediated by integrin; cell-matrix adhesion
Cellular component (GO): cell surface; focal adhesion; integrin complex
Molecular function (GO): integrin binding
Source: RefSeq, a predicted model, not a curated record
CCGAACGGUUGUUGGCUCCCAAAAUAAAUAUUAGAAAUAAGAAUAGUGAUCGAAAAAAUUGCACAUGUUAAGUGAGAAAAAUAUGACGUCAUUGGGCGUAAAAGUGCUUUUGUUGACUAUUUUGGUCUGCUUAAUUUGGGGAACUACUUAUUCGGAGGCAGCUUCCAUCGAUGAACAAUGCAUGCACUCGGACAGCUGUGAAAGGUGCUUAUCCGCUCACCUGCAGUGCGCCUGGUGCACGGACAAGGAAUAUCAAGUGGGUUAUCGAUGCCUUUCUCGCUCGAAACUCUUGGAGUACAACUGCAAUGAGACGGAUAUAUACGAGAACAAGCCUUUUUUAGAUGUCCUACAGGAUAAACCCUUGAAGGACUACGAAAGCAGCGAUCAGGCAGUGCAAGUGACGCCCCAACGAGCCAAACUCAAGUUGGUCAAAGGAAACACGCAACAAAUCAAGCUGAGCUAUAGGACAGCACGCAAUAAUCCACUCGAUUUGUACGUGUUGAUGGACCUCACCUGGACAAUGAGGGACGACAAGGAGACUCUGGAGGAGUUGGGAGCUCAACUCAGUCAGACCCUUAAAAAUUUAACUGCCAACUAUCGACUGGGAUUUGGUUCCUUUGCGGAUAAGCCAAUUUUUCCGAUGAUUCUUCCCCAGCAUAAGGAAAAUCCAUGUGCUGCGGAGCGGACCAAAUGUGAACCAACUUAUGGAUAUAGACAUCAGUUAUCGUUAACUGAUAAGAUCCCUGACUUUACCUCGGCUGUGGCAAAUAGUAAAAUCACCGGAAACUUGGAUAAUCUCGAAGGUGGUUUGGAUGCCUUAAUGCAGGUUAUAGUGUGUACCAAGGAAAUCGGUUGGAAGCAACAGGCUCGAAAAGUUGUGAUCCUAGUAACCGAUGGUUUUAUGCACUUAGCUGGGGAAGGACUUUUAGCUGGUAUUACUCAACCCAAUGAUAAGCAGUGUCAUCUAAAUAAAAAAGGAGAGUAUACGGCAUCCUUGGACUUUGAUUAUCCCUCGCUUGAGGAAAUCUACAGGGAACUAUUGCGCCGCAAGAUCAAUGUGAUUUUUGCUGUUACAAGAGAGGUUGAAUACAGCUAUAGGGAACUUAGUGACCUGAUGCGGGAAAUUACUUAUGUGGACAGACUGAGUGCUGAUUCUUCGAACAUCUUGGAACUUAUCAAAAAGAGUUAUGAGAGCCUUAUUAAGCGCACUCAGUUCGCCGAUAAUAGCCCGGACUUCAUAGAAAUGGUCUACUAUACGGAUUGUGGCGGUCAGUUUCCCAGUUUGCAGAAAAGGAGUUACUGCAAUAAUGUCAGUCUGGGCAAGCAGAUUGAUUUUUAUGUGAACAUCACCCUUAAAAAAUAUCCAGAUAAUGGAGUAUACGACCACAAAAUCCGGGUGGAGGAAACCUCCUUGAGUGAGCACAUGGACUUGGAUAUCGAGCUGCAGCGCCCUUGUCCUUGCCAGGAAACCCCGGAUCCCGAAAACAUAGAAGGCCGUUUCCAAUGCAAUAAUCAGGGCUAUAUGUACUGCGGAAUGUGCACGUGCGACAAAAAUUGGACUGGCCCCUUUUGCACCUGUCCCAUGGAUGCCACAAAUAUCACCAACAAUGAAUCCCUGCUCCAGAAAUGCCGUCAACCAUUUACGGAUAAAACAACAUCGGAAUUGGUUUGCUCCAAUCACGGGGAUUGCGAUUGCGGGAGUUGCCAAUGUGAUCCUGGGUAUACGGGUCCAUUUUGUGAGUGUCGCGAGUGUUAUGAUUGCGAUGAAAAGCUUGCGGAUUGCUUUUGUGGCCAGUGUGUUUGCAAAUACGGAUGGUCGGGUAGCAAAUGCAAUUGCGAUGGGGCUACGGAUGCCUGUGUGGGACCCACGGCGGAGAUUUGUUCGCAAAGAGGCCAUUGCGAGUGCGAAGAAUGCCUGUGUGAUGAGCCCUACUUGGGAAAAUUCUGUGAAAUCGAUCCGGAAAAGGAUAACAAACUGUGCCUGUUCUAUGAACCCUGCGUUACCUGCCUAAUUCAACAAAAGCAGGGAAUGGGCGCAUGUGAUAACUUGACUGAAAUAUGCAGCAGUUUGGAUAGACAAGAUAAAUAUACGCCACGAUUUGUUAAAGAAUUGGAUCCCGAACAGGAUCCUUGCUUGGUUCGAGUUGUGAACAAACAUGGCAUCCAAUGUGAUAGCUUCUUUGUCUAUCAGGUGAUCGAUCAUGCAAAUUAUCUGAUUAUCCAAGAUGUCGUAUGCGAGCCCCUGGAUUACGUGGCCCUAGUUGGUUAUAUAUCGGCAUUUACCCUGCUCAUUGGACUCGUGAUCAUGUUCCUAAUUCUGUGGUGUAUUCGAGCUAAAGAUUCCAGGGAAUAUGCCAAAUUUAUGGAAGAGCAAAAGAAAAGUGUGGAACACAUUAAUCCAAUUUACAGGGAUCCCGUGGGAAGAUACGAAGUGCCCAAGGCACUAAGUAUCAAAUACGAUGAGAACCCAUUCGCUAGUUGAUUUAAUUUAAGUGUUUAAUAGAUGGCUAAGAAUACUAGUAUUUCAGAGCUGAAACUUAACUUAAUUUUAUAAACACUACAAGCCCAACUAAUAAUUCAGUACUCUCUCUAAGCCAAAAAUGUAUAUUAUUAAGUAUUCCUAAUAAGUCUUUACUAUAUUUAUUGAAAGCAUCGUACUUAAAUAGCACAAUCCCAAUUAUAUUUUAAAACCAUACCAGAACAAAAGACACAUUACACUGUUUUCAUAUAAUAUAUUUUGAACAUAAAUUUGUUUUUUAUACAUAACAUUGGAUGAAUUUGUUCAAUAAUACCUAUACAAUAUCUAAGCUAAAUUAACUAAGAAUUUGUUAUAGCUAAAAAAAAACGUUUAUGUUUUUAACAAAGUUAGUUUUCAGUUUUGAAUUGGACAAUUCCAUUGAGCAAGAGUUUUGAUUGCAUUUACAUAAGUAGAAAAAUAAUGGCUUAAGACUUUGUUUAUAUUAAACAGGCUGAGGGGGAGGGGAGAUUGUUUUUAAAUUAAGUGAUGACUACUGGCAAAAUUGGAAAUGCAAGACAUUACCUUAACAUAGAAACGUACGCUUAAGAGGCAUUACAAAAAUACAAUUCGAUUAAUUA